AUGAUUCUUAUAAAAAGUAUAUUCAUCAUCGUUUUUACAACCCGCACCGAAGAACGACAGAAAAAUACUAACAUUGUCUUCGCUUCCAUUGCAAUCAAUGAUUUGGUAAAAGGUGUCGUCUUGCUCUAUUAUCAAGUUGCAACAAUUCCUUUCUACAAGCCCAACGCUCUGUGGAACAAUACAUCUGACAGUUUUUUAUUCGGUGCCUGUUAUGGAAAUGUUAUUUUAUCUUUCCUCCAUUUGGCUGUACUAACUCUGGAUCGCUAUGUGUAUAUACUUCAUCAAUUUUUCUACAUGAAACAUGUAACAAAACGACGGAUCUAUCUUGUACUGCUUUGUAUUUGGAUUAUAGGUCUCAUUUAUAUAGUUAUCCCUAUUUUUGUGUAUGCAGACGAGAAAUACCACGAGAGAUGCAUGAUUCUCCACCCACCAGUUGAGUAUUUCUGUUUAUCUUCAUGUGUAUAUGUUUUUAUGCUGAUAGUAGUUUUCAUUUGCUGUUUAAACAUUGCUUGUUUAGCUUUCAAACGCAGAAAAGCUGCCAAUAAUCGAAGAAGGACUGCAACCGACAUCUUGGAUAGUACAAUAUUUAGAAGUAAUCGAUCAUCAGCA
Messenger RNA from Candidula unifasciata, 609 nucleotides. The record is from the annotation of a GenBank genome assembly. Lineage: Eukaryota; Metazoa; Mollusca; Gastropoda; Stylommatophora; Geomitridae.